Messenger RNA from Sinocyclocheilus grahami, 2330 nucleotides. RefSeq names its product MAGUK p55 scaffold protein 7b (gene mpp7b). The record is from RefSeq and is a predicted model, not a curated record. The transcript is spliced from 18 exons. Gene Ontology annotation, molecular function: protein binding. The coding region runs from base 84 to 1688 and encodes 534 amino acids. NCBI's taxonomy places the organism in Eukaryota, Metazoa, Chordata, Actinopteri, Cypriniformes, Cyprinidae.
GAAGUGAACUACCAGACAAGACCAUUACUGGAACCUCAUUCUGCAGGCCAGGGCCUUUAUCUGUUGUCUUUCUGUAUAUCAUCAUGAUAAACCCAUCAUCUGGACCAGGAGGUGUGUGUAGGUUGCUGACCUCUUUGCUUUAUGGGCUGGAGUCUCAUAUGGACACCUCAGAGGACAGCACUUUUCUACAGGACAUGCUCAUGGGCAAUACUCUGCAUCUGCUUAUUAAGGUCUAUGACAGGCUCCAGAAGUACAGAGUCCAGCGGCCUGCUCCACUGUUGGAAAGCACACAGGGCCUGGCUCAGGAUUUGGCAGAAGAGCUGCGCUGUGUAGUCGCCAGCCCAGAGACAACAGAGUUGUUAUACCUGCUCUCUAAACCUCAUGUACAGGCUCUUCUCUCAGUGCAUGACAUGGUGUCUCAGAAAGAGUUUGACCCUCGUUUGCCUCCUCUGCCCCCACUGCCCGAUUACAUCGAGAAAGAAGAAGAUUCAAUCAAGAUCGUUCGCUUGGUUAAAAACCAGGAGCCACUGGGAGCCACCAUCAAGAGAGAUGAGUCCACUGGAGCUAUAGUGGUGGCUCGAGUCAUGAGAGGAGGAGCUGCUGAUCGAAGUGGUCUAAUUCACGAAGGGGACAAGCUCAAGGAAGUCAAUGGUGUUCCAAUGGAGGACAAGAACCCAGAGGAGAUCAUUCCCAUACUAGCCAAGUCAGAAGGAGCAGUGACCUUCAAAGUCAUCCCAGGCACCAAAGAAGAGCCAGAGACCAUAGAUAACAAGAUCUUUGUAAGGGCACUUUUUGACUAUAAUCCCCAAGAAGAUCCUGCUAUUCCAUGCAAAGACGCCGGGUUGGAAUUCUGGAGGGGAGAUGUGUUACAGAUUGUAAGCCAAGAAGAUGACACCUGGUGGCAGGCCAGACGGCACGGUGACGCCAAUCUCAGGGCUGGAUUGAUUCCCUCAAGACAGCUUCAGGAAAGGAGAGUGACUUUACAAAGGCCUGCAGUUCUGUUCCACCCACUGAGAGAGUCAGUUAUAUUCAGUGACAGCAUGGAAGAGGAUGUGGAUUAUGGAGCAAUAAGUGGCAUACAUAUAGCUGGUUUGAGGAAAAGUUUCCGGUUGAGCCGGAAGGACAGCACAGGUCAACAUUUGAGACAGAAGAUGGGCAAAGGACAUGCCGGUAUCCAUUUACCAAUAUAUCAGGAGGUCCUGCCUUACAAGAGAAAGCCUGGUGAGCCUUACCGCCUUGUGCUCCUAACUGCAAGAUUUUUGGAAUACGGUGAAUAUAAAGGGAACUACUAUGGUAUGAGUCUGGAUUCAGUGCACAGGGUUGUAGCGGAGAGCAAGGUGUGCCUACUGGUUGUGAAGCCACACGCCAUAAUAGCCUUAUACACCUCUGAGUUGAAACCCUAUGUCGUAUUUGUGAAGCCUCCAUCAAUAGAGAGCUUGAGACUGAGCCGAAGAAAAGCAAAAGUUCUGUCAAGUCAGAAUGAGCAAACACCUACAAAAAUAUUUACGGAGGAGGACUUUCAGGAUAUGAUUACCAGUGCUCAAGCCAUGGAGAAUAAAUAUGGCCACUUGUUUGAGAAAGUGAUCAUCAAUGAUGACCUGGCCAUGGCAUUCACUGAACUGAGAGACGAGCUCACAAAGAUAGAAACAGAGACUCACUGGAUCCCAAAUACAUGGGCUCAUGUCUGAAAAAGCAAUUCAUGUUCACUGAACCACUUAGACACAUGAUAAAUUUUGACUAUAUUUUGGAGAUUUUCUGCAUAUAAAAAAGGCACACCAUAUUAUUGUAAUUAUACGCUUAUAAGUAGUGUGUGCUGGCCGGUCAUGAAUCAACUCCAUUCAUAACCGCCAAACUCAUGACACUGCACUGAAUUUGAAAUAGUUUUGUUUAUGUUGAGAAACAAGUAAUUGUAAAGAAUUGUUAUCUGCCCCUAAUUCCUACAUAAUGAUAUACAUUAUGCUGUAUUACGAGAUUAUUUCUAUACACAUAUUGCUUUGUGCACUGUUGUGGCUCAUGUUUUCAUAUUAAUCACUUACAGACGUGGAUUUUCCAUUGAAAAGAUGUGUUCUCAAUUUGGUUUAAGUGAGGUAGACCACUACAGUUUCUUUUUUUUUCAUAAAUUGUGACUACAAGAUUGAACUCUGGAUUAGACCUCUGAAACACAUCCAGGUAGCUCUAUGUACCGAACAAUUCCAAUCCAAGUUUAGAUUUGUUCCUGACAUUGAACUCCAGGCUUUAAAGUGAUUUUAAUGCCUUAGUGUUCUUGAAGAACAUUAACAUUUGCAGGUAUACAAGGUGAUCCACGAUUCAACCUCUCAAAAGAAUCAAUC